Suncus etruscus (white-toothed pygmy shrew) is the source of this 1971-nucleotide messenger RNA. It is a transcript of the gene SCCPDH, whose product is annotated as saccharopine dehydrogenase (putative). The transcript is spliced from 12 exons. Bases 143 to 1432 code for a protein of 429 amino acids. Gene Ontology annotation, cellular component: lipid droplet; plasma membrane; mitochondrion. Gene Ontology annotation, biological process: glycolipid biosynthetic process. NCBI's taxonomy places the organism in Eukaryota, Metazoa, Chordata, Mammalia, Eulipotyphla, Soricidae. The record is from RefSeq and is a predicted model, not a curated record.
AUCGCGGCGCUCCGGCGGCGGCGACGGCGACGAGCGCGCCCGGGCCGGAGGCGGUUGCUGCGCCCAGUACUGGGCUCGCUGCUGGGGGCGCAGGCGCCGUGAACUGAGCUCGGCCGCGGCGUCGGCUCGUUCGAGGCUCGUCAUGGCGACCUCGCAGAAGCCUUUCCAGCUGGUGGUGUUCGGCGCGUCGGGCUUCACCGGCCAGUUCGUGACGGAGGAGGUGGCUCGGGAGCAGGCGGACCCGCAGCGCACCUCGCCGCUGCCCUGGGCCGUGGCGGGCCGCUCCCGGGAGAACCUGCAGCGGGUGCUGGAGAGGGCCGCGCACAAGCUGGGAAGACCAACACUGUUAUCUGAAGUUGGAAUAAUAAUAUGUGAUAUCACUAAUCCAGCCUCCCUUGACGAAAUGGCUAAACAGACAUCCAUUGUCCUGAAUUGUGUAGGACCCUAUCGAUUUUAUGGAGAACCUGUAGUAAAAGCAUGUAUUGAAAAUGGAGCUAGCUGUAUUGACAUCUGUGGAGAACCUCAGUUUCUGGAACUAAUGUAUUGGAAGUAUAAUCAGAAAGCUGCAGAGAAAGGGGUUUAUAUCAUUGGAAGCUGUGGCUUUGACUCCAUUCCAGCAGAUUUGGGAGUAAUAUAUACGAAAAGUAAAAUGAAUGGUACUUUAACCGGUGUUGAAAGUUUCUUGUCUGUACAUUCAGGACCUGAGGGGAUGUGUAUUCAUGACGGUACCUGGAAGUCAGCGAUUUAUGGCUUUGGAGAUAAGCAAUCUCUGCAAAAACUACGAAAUAGUGCCAAUCUGAAACCUCUCCCAAUUGUUGGUCCAAAGUUGAAAAGAAGAUGGCCAAUCUGUUACUGCAGAGCUCUCAGCAGCUACUCCAUCCCGUUCUUGGGAGCAGAUGUAUCUGUUGUAAAGCGGACUCAGCGUUACUUAUAUGAGAAUUUUCAGAACUCACCUGUUCAGUAUGCUGCUUACGUUGCUGUGGGGGGCAUAGCCUCUGUCAUUAAGCUGAUGUUUGCUGGGCUUUUCUUUUUAAUCUUCGUAAGGUUUGGCCUUGGCAGGCAGCUUCUCAUAAAAUUUCCAAGGUUCUUCUCCUUUGGCUAUUUUUCGAAACAAGGUCCAACACAAAAACAGAUGGAGGCUUCCUCAUUUACAAUGACAUUCUUCGGUGAAGGAUAUAAUGAACACUCUGGUGGUGAUAAGAACAAAUUAAGUGUCAAAAUUUGUACUCAGGUGAAAGGACCAGAGGCUGGCUAUGUAGCUACUCCCAUAGCCAUGGUCCAGGCAGCCAUGACUCUCUUAAAUGAGACCUCUAAUCUUCCUAAAUCGGGCGGGGUCUUCACACCCGGAGCAGCUUUCUGCCACACGAAGUUGAUUGACAGACUGAAUCGCCAUGGCAUUGAGUUUAGUGUCAUCAGCAGCACCGAAGUCUAAAGAUUUGAAGGAUUACUUGAAGUCCUCAAAUAUCUGAAUUACUACCAGCUCUUUUUAUUUGACGUGAAAUUCUCCUAUAAGCCUAUUAACUAUAUGGGGAAAAGAUGGUCAGGUUUAAAAUAUAUAAAAUUAAAAACAAAAUUGAACUGGGUUAGCCUAACUCUCACAUUUUAGCUGAUUUUUUUUUUAGUUCAUUACCUGUGAGAGAACUAAUGCUUGACUGACUUUUUAUUGAAGACUCCUUGCUCAGUCUUAUAAUUGAAGCAGCAUACCAGAGGGUGAGGUCAGGAUCUAUUUCUGCUGCUAACAGAUUCUUUGAUGAGGUGCCCAGUUUGGAGUUGAUGGGAGCAGUGACUGCUGCCUGACUUCACAUGAUAGGGAAUGGGGUCUCACUUCCUGUAGAGUCUGUGUCCUAUGAGGGCUUUUGCAAAAUGAAGCUGUACUUUUUUGCUAUUUUAACCUAGUUUUUCAUCUGUUUACAUGGACUGAUUCUGGAUUGUUUACCAAAGCUGAAUAAUAAAGGAUUAUCAAUUAAAUAA